Rotaria sp. Silwood1 is the source of this 900-nucleotide messenger RNA. The record is from the annotation of a GenBank genome assembly. Lineage: Eukaryota; Metazoa; Rotifera; Eurotatoria; Philodinida; Philodinidae.
AUGACUAGUACUAGUCUCUUGUUUGAUAUUAAUGAAUUAAAUGCUGAACAACAAAUAAAAUUUCAUACCGCUUACAACGAAUUAAAACCAACUCAUACAUCCUAUCUUCAAUAUAAACUUAAUUUACCACGAAAGAUCAAGUUGGAUAGUGAAGAAGAAGAAAAUGAAUGGUGUUAUGAAUUAUACAGAUACUUGCGUGCUAGAAAAUGGAAUGUUAAAUAUACUAUUAAAUCCGUUUCGGAAAUGAUACAAUGGAGAAUAGAUAAUAAUGUUGAUUCAAUUCUAGAACAUCAAUCCAUAAUACAUCGAGUGGAUCUCAUUCGAAGAAUUAUUCCAAAUGCUCAUCAUGGUUAUACGAAAACUCAUCAACCAUUAUAUAUUGAAAAAACGGGUCAAAUGCAUGUGAAUCAGGUCCUGAAUGAAUAUACAACAGAGGAAUUGAUGCAAUGUCAUAUAUAUUGGCUUGAAUUUAAUUGUGAACGAGCUCGAGAACGUAGUCGACAAUUGGGUAAACAUGUAGAAACUUUUGCUAUGAUUCAUGAUUUAAAGGGAAUGAAAAUGAAGACAAGAAAAUUAAUUCCCUUUUUUAAACAAUGUCUCUAUAUCGAUGACAACUAUUAUGCUGAACGUUUAGGACAUUUAUUUAUUAUAAAUCCACCAAAAAUUUUUCCUGCCCUUUGGAAUUUACUAAAACAUGUCAUUGAUCCAGUUACGAAAUCAAAAAUUAUUGUCAUUAAAAAAGGAUCUGAUACGUCACCAAUGUUAUUACAAUAUAUUAAUUCUGAUCAACUACCACGUGAAUAUGGUGGAAAUUGUCAAUCAUGUCCAACGUCUCCAGAUUGUAUUCCUAUUUAUGAUCAGAAACAAGAUAGUGAUGAUGAUAAUGAUGAUGAUGAGUGA